GAUCGGCAACUGACAUGUUGAUAUGUCAGAAAGACAGCCGUUCUUUUCCUCUUUCAUUGUUCACGAAUUUGGCUGAAUAAACACUUCCAAGAUGUUGAGUCUCGAUCUUAUGACUGAUAGGGACAGGAAAGAGGCUGCGGCCAUCGACAGGAGGAGACGUAUGGAGGAAGCUCGAAUGAAGAGGAUAUUUGACCCGAAAACGAGGUUGUUUGGGAUCGACUAUGAAGCUCUCGACAAGCAGAUAGCGGAGAAGAAGAGGAACGAGGACGAGCGGAAACGCAUAGAGCAGAUAAUGGACCAGCAAAUGGUGAAAAACGACGAGAUCGCUCUGGCUUACGAGAGGAAGGAGAAGCAGGAGCGGGCCAAGCUGCUUCAGGAAAUAAACAGCUUUCGUAAAGUUUAUCAACGUUUCGAAGACAGAAGGGAGUUCGACAUAAACGACCCGCAAGGGAUAAAGAAGGAUAUCCCCGCUCGUAUCCACGAUGACGACCCCAGAUUAGGUCCGUCUUCUGCUCAGAAGUUCGAGGGGGAGGACCUGGUCAGCGCGCAAAGGUUGCGUAUCCAGCGGGAACAGAUUAAAUCGUGGCUGGAUCAGCAGAUGCAGGAGAAGGAGGCGGCCCAGAAGGAGCAAAAAGCGGCCGAGGAGGCCUACAAGGCGGCCAUGGUGGCCAGAGACGAGAGGGCGCUGCAGCUGGAACGGAUGGAGAUGGAGUGCCGCAAGAGGCUGUACGAGGCCAACCGGAAGUUCAACGCGGCGCUGGCAGCGGAAAAAGACUUCGAAAAGAAGGUGCUUAUGAAGCAGACGACGGAAGACAACUUCGCCGAGAUCUACAACACCAUGACCAGCGACAUGAUGGCGGAGAACCCGGAAAUAGCAAUCAGCAACCUUGGCCCAGGCAGGAAGAUCUCCUCUCAGUACAAGGGCAUGUCGAGGGAGGAAAUGGAGCAGAUAAGGCAUGACCAGCUGGCUCAAAUAGAAGAAAAAAAGAGGCAGAAGGCGGCCGAGAAGCGAGCGGACCGUGAGUUCGACGAUUACCUGAACGGGACGCAGAAGACGAUAGCGCUAAUGGACCUGGACCUCAGGAGGAAGGAGAAGGAACGUUUAAGAGCCCUAGCAGAGGACAAUUUGAAAAUGGCCGAGGAACAGAAAUUGAAGACCAAGUAUUUGGAGCAAGUGGUAUAUGCCAAUCGACCGACAGCAGCUUACUUCGAUCAGUUCAACAAGUCAACAAGAUAAAUACUGUCAAUAUAUUAAUUUCUUCCAAGUUUGACUAUAUAUUUUAUUACAUUUCUAUUGAAAA
This is a messenger RNA of Harmonia axyridis, 1301 nucleotides long. RefSeq names its product RIB43A-like with coiled-coils protein 2. The record is from RefSeq and is a predicted model, not a curated record. Bases 92 to 1237 code for a protein of 381 amino acids. The transcript is spliced from 7 exons. Lineage: Eukaryota; Metazoa; Arthropoda; Insecta; Coleoptera; Coccinellidae.